This is a messenger RNA of Onychostoma macrolepis, 1800 nucleotides long. RefSeq names its product transmembrane p24 trafficking protein 10 (gene tmed10). The transcript is spliced from 5 exons. Lineage: Eukaryota; Metazoa; Chordata; Actinopteri; Cypriniformes; Cyprinidae. The record is from RefSeq and is a predicted model, not a curated record. Gene Ontology annotation, biological process: Golgi organization; intracellular protein transport; endoplasmic reticulum to Golgi vesicle-mediated transport. Gene Ontology annotation, cellular component: endoplasmic reticulum-Golgi intermediate compartment; Golgi apparatus; endoplasmic reticulum. Bases 86 to 715 code for a protein of 209 amino acids.
GUGCGCAUGCGCCUGCGCGGAGUCAGAGCGCAGGCGCAGUGCGCAGCUCGAUCCGGGCCUGCAGUAGUGGAGCGAUCAGCUCGUCAUGGCGCGGUUCCGUGUGCUCUCGCUCGCGCUCUCGCUCUUGUUUGUGAUUCAGUCGGUCGUGUCGAUCUCAUUCUACCUGCCGGUGCGCGUCAGAAAGUGUCUACGGGAGGAGAUCCACAAAGACGUGCUCGUUACCGGAGAAUACGAGAUCAGCGAGCAGCUAAACACUAAAACCAACCUGAAGAUCACAGACUCCUCCGGACACAUCCUUUAUGUGAAAGAAGAUGCAACCAAAGGCAAGUUUGCCUUCACCACAGAGGACUAUGACAUGUUUGAGGUGUGCUUCGAGAGCAAGUCACCUAUGGGAACUGGAAGAGUGCCUGACCAACAGAUCAACUUGGACAUGAAGCAUGGUGUUGAGGCCAAAAAUUAUGAAGAGAUUGCCAAGGUUGAAAAACUGAAGCCCCUGGAAGUAGAACUUCGUCGGCUGGAAGAUCUUUCAGAGUCUAUUGUCAAUGACUUUGCCUACAUGAAGAAGAGAGAGGAGGAGAUGAGAGAUACUAACGAGUCCACCAACACACGCGUGCUGUACUUUAGCAUCUUUUCCAUGUGCUGUCUGAUCGGUCUGGCCACGUGGCAGGUCUUCUACUUGCGCCGCUUCUUCAAGGCCAAGAAGCUGAUUGAGUAAAAUCUGCCUGUAAAUUCAGGGACCCAGAACUUCUUCCUGACAUCAGAUCCUCCGGCCCCUGACAUUUUGCUUUUCCUCGGCGAUUUAUUCCAGUCGCCGCGGGUAACCUGAAGUUUAUCGGGAGUGGACGUGCAUCAGGGAAUUCUCUGGGAAGCGAUUGAUGCUUGGCGGCCAAAUUGUCUUUCAGUGCGUGUACAUUUUUGAUACAAGCUUGUUCAGUAUCAUUUUGAAAAAAAAACACCCAGUUUAUUUUGCUUUAUUUCUUGUAUUUAUACUAAAUGACAGCACAAGCCCCUAUAACUGAUAAAAGAUACGCUCCUGUGAGAGAAACUUUGUGGUUGUUGAAUGUGUGUGUGUGUUAAUUACUGUAAUCUGUUCCGCUUGUUAUUUGGAAGGAUAGAAUGAUUGUUUCACAUGAACAGACUGCAGACUGAUGUGUUUAGCUGUCUAUAUUAUUUCUAUAAAGACUUAUGUUAAAGCUAUUUUAUCAAAAUGAAGUCCCAUUCACUGCAAGUGAAGAGAGAGCGAUCGCACAUCAGAGCUUCAAGCUGUCAUAUAUCAUUCUGACUUUGAGAAAUAUACUAAUUUUUAAGCAGUUUUAUUUUUUUGGGGCAGCAUCUCUUUUUAGUUUGCUUAUUAUGGGAAAGUGUGAGUUCAUCUGUGAUUUAAAGUCUUUAUUUGUUGAUUUGUUAGUUUCUCCACAGACUGAAUAAAUGUUCAAUCCAACAGAACUCCUGCAGUGGGCCUGAGGUUAAAGGUGCAUAAAUGCCAUCACUGCUCCAUCAGUUCAGGCUUGAUUUGUUACAGGAUCUACCCGUAUUUAAAAGAUAAAACUAGACUUUGAUUUUUCAUUUUCUCUUCUUUUCAAAUGCUUUUGUGGAAAAGUGGUUACACAUGUCCUGGGUGGAAGGUUUGGAUCAGAUUUAUUAUUGUUAUUAUUAUCAGCCAGUGGUUUCUUUUUUUUUUUUUUGCUCCAGUGUUCAAUCUUUUUCAACUGCAAUGUUUUUGAUUCUAAUUAAUUUUGGUGAAAGUGAAUUUCGGAAAUAUAAUUGGCUUGUCAUUCAAUAAAAAUUGUUAGUAAAGUA